This is a messenger RNA of Apis laboriosa (Himalayan honeybee), 2076 nucleotides long. RefSeq names its product DNA-dependent metalloprotease dvc-1 (gene mh). The record is from RefSeq and is a predicted model, not a curated record. Gene Ontology annotation, biological process: DNA repair. Gene Ontology annotation, cellular component: nucleus. Lineage: Eukaryota; Metazoa; Arthropoda; Insecta; Hymenoptera; Apidae. The coding region runs from base 90 to 2018 and encodes 642 amino acids. Gene Ontology annotation, molecular function: polyubiquitin modification-dependent protein binding; single-stranded DNA binding; metalloendopeptidase activity. The transcript has 5 exons.
CAAAUUCAUUAAAUAUAUUUUUAUUUGCAUCUUUAUUUUUUAUUUGUAUCUAUGAAUUUUUAUAUUGUUUUUAUCAAUAUUUAUAAAUUAUGAUGAAAAAGUCACAAAAAUCUCGUGAUUUUGAAUUAGCUUAUGAAUUACAACAACAAGAUUAUUGUUUUGGAUUAACAGAAAAUGCAGUUUUACCAAAAAAUAAAGAUGAAGAAAAUUAUAAACCAAGAACUUUAAUUGAUCAAACUUUAGAGUUAAUUGAUCCAACACCUAAUAUUCAUACAUUGUUUAUGCAAUUUAAUGAACGUUUUUUCUGGAAUGUUUUACUUUCUGUAGAAGUUAAAUGGAGUCCUAGAAUGACAAGCUGUGCAGGUAUAUGCACUUUUCAUCCUCGAAAUCGACAAUGUAUAAUUUCACUUAGUGCACCAUUAUUAAAACUUAGACCCAGAAAAGAUCUAGUUGAAACUUUAUUGCAUGAAAUGAUUCAUGGCUAUUUGUUUCUGACAAAUAAUAAUCGUGACAGAGAUGGACAUGGUCCAGAAUUUUGCAAACAUAUGCACAGAAUAAAUAGAGUAGCUGGAACAAAAAUAACUAUAUACCACAAUUUUCAUGAUGAAGUUAAAUUAUAUCAACAACAUUGGUGGAGAUGUAAUGGUCCUUGUCAGAAGAGAGCUCCAUAUUUUGGAACAGUACGAAGGGCUAUGAAUCGUGCACCAGGUCCAACUGAUUUUUGGUGGAAAGAACAUCAACAAAUUUGUGGCGGUCAAUUUAUUAAAAUUAAAGAACCAGAAAAUUUUAAAGCAAAAUCUUCAAGCAAUAAACAAAAGAUAAAGUCUAAAAAUGAUAACUUAUCAAAUAAUAUGUUUAAUUGGCUUUCAAAAAGUUCUCCAUCUACAAAACCAUUAUCUACAUCUAUUCCUAAGAAUAUUAAAUCAAAUAAUCAUAUAAAUAAUCAAAAUUAUACAAAUGAAUUUCAAAAACUUGGAAAUACUACAAAUAAUGUUCAUGGUUGGGGUAUAGGAGGUCCAAAGAGUUCAAGUAAUUCACAAAAACAUAGUCCUAGUACUAAUAAAAUUUCUAAUACACCUAAAUUUUCAUCUUUUGGAGUGGUUGGUGGUUCUAAUACAGGACGAAGUAAUUUAUUGAAUAAAUUAUAUAAUAUUGAUCAUAAUAAAGAUAUGAAUAAAAAUACUGCAUUAAAACAGACAAUAAAUUCACCAAUUAAUACCAUAAGAAUUGAAAAAUCUAUUGCAAAUACUCAAUCAUUAAAUGAAAUACGAAAACUUGUAAAAUGUCCAAUAUGCAAUCAUUUUAUAUUAAAUGAUAAAAUAAAUGAACAUAUAGAUUUUUGUCUAAUAACAAAAAAUACAAAAAGAAAUAAAAAUGAUAAAAAAAUUACAAUAAAGAAUUAUGAUAAUGAUAAUUUUAUAAAAUCUGAAAUAAAAUCAAAUAAUUCUUCAUUUGCACAAAAAAGAAAAGAUAAUUCAAUUAUAUUUUCAAAUAAACAAUCAAAAUUAGAUGAAAUACAAAAUUUUAAAAAAACAAAUUGUCCUAUUUGUACCAAGAGUUUUGAUUUUAUAAAUAUAAAUGAACAUAUUGAUAAGUGUUUAAAAACAGAUAAACAAAAUAAUAAUUUAAUUAUAUUAGAUGAUAUUGAAAGUAAUAGAAAUGUAAAUGAAAGUAUAAUUUCUAUUAGUAGUACAUCUAGUGAUGAUUUAUCAAUUAUUGAAAAUGUUGAUCAUAAUACAAAAUUUAAAGAAAAUGUAGCUGAUAUUAUGUCACAUAAUUGUUUAGUUUGUAAUGAAUUUAUUCCUAUUGGAGUAUCUUUAAGUGAUCAUUUAGAAGAUUGUAUUGGAAAUGUAUUUAAUGAUGAUUCAUUUUUAGUUGAUUAUGAUAAUAACGAAGCAUCAAAUGUAAUUUCAGAAAUAUCAAUUGAACAAUCUAAAUAUCCUUGUCCUGUUUGUAUGCAAUUAAUAAUAGAAUCUCAAAUGAAUCAACAUUUAGAUGUAUGUCUUACAAUUGCGUGAAUAAAAUAAGUUCUAUAUUAAGUAAUAAAAAUAAAAUAAUAAUAUAUUGAGAUAUAAU